AUGGCCACCAGCCCAAUCAUCAUCCAUGCCUGGGGCUUCAGAAUCAUCAUCCACGGCUGUGGCAUCAGAGUCGUCAUCAAUGGCUGGGGCAUUAGGGUCAUCAUCAACAGCUGUGGUAUCCGGGUCAUCAUCCAUGGCUGUGGUAUCCAGGUCAUCAUCCACCACUGUGGCAUCAGGGUCAUCCACGGCUGGAGCAUCAGGGUCAUCCACGGCUGUGGCAUCAGGGUCAUCAUCCACCGCUGUGGCAUCAGGGUAUUCAUCCACGGCUGGAGCAUCAGAGUCAUCAUCCAUGGCUAUGGCAUCAGGAUCAUCAUCCACGGCUGGAGCAUCAGGGUCAUCAUCCACGGCUGUGGCAUCCGGGUCAUCAUCCACGGCUGUGGCAUCAAGGUCAUCAUCCACGGCUGGAGCAUCAGGGUCAUCAUCCACGGCUAUGGCAUCAGGGUCAUCAUCCACGGCUGGAGCAUCAGGGUCAUCAUCCACGGCUGUGGCAUCCGGGUCAUCAUCCACGGCGGGAGCAUCAGGGUCAUCAUCCACGGCUGUGGCAUCGAGGUCAUCAUCCACGGCUGUGGCAUCAGGGUCAUCACCCACGGCUGGGGCAUCAGGGUCAUCACCCACGGCUGUGGCAUCAGGGUCAUCACCCACGGCUGGAGCAUCAGGGUCAUCACCCACGGCUGUGGCAUCAGGGUCAUCAUCCACGGCUUGAGCAUCAGGGUCAUCAUCCACGGCUGGAGCAUCAGGGUCAUCAUCCACGGCUGUGGCAUCAGGGUCAUCAUCCACGGCUGUGGCAUCCGGGUCAUCAUCCACGGCUGUGGCAUCAGGGUCAUCAUCCACGGCUGUGGCAUCAGGGUCAUCAUCCACGGCUGUGGCAUCAGGGUCAUCAUCCACGGCUGUGGCAUCCGGGUCAUCAUUCACGGCUGUGGCAUCCGGGUCAUCAUCCACGGCUGUGGCAUCAGAGUCAUCAUCCACGGCUGUGGCAUCAGAGUCAUCAUCCACGGCUGUGGCAUCAGGGUAUUCAUCCACGGCUGUGGCAUCAGAGUCAUCAUCCACGGCUGUGGCAUCAGGGUCAUCAUCCACGGCUGUGGCAUCAGGGUCAUCAUCCACGGCUGUGGCAUCAGGGUCAUCACCCACGGCUGUGGCAUCCGGGUCAUCAUCCACGGCUGUGGCACCAGGGUCAUCACCCACGGCUGUGGCACCAGGGUCAUCACCCACGGCUGUGGCACCAGCGUCAUCACCCACGGCUGUGGCAUCAGGGUCAUCACCCACGGCUGGGGCAUCAGGGUCAUCACCCACGGCUGUGGCAUCAGGGUCAUCACCCACGGCUGUGGCAUCAGGGUCAUCAUCCACGGCUGUGGCAUCAGGGUCAUCAUCCACGGCUGUGGCAUCCGGGUCAUCAUCCACGGCUGUGGCAUCAAGGUCAUCAUCCACAGCUGUGGCAUCAGGGUCAUCCACGGCUGGAGCACCAGGGUCAUCAUCCACGGCUGUGGCAUCAGGGUCAUCAUCCACGGCUGUUGCAUCAUCCACAGCUGUGGCAUCAAGGUCAUCAUCCACGGCUGGAGCAUCAGGGUCAUCAUCCACGGCUGUGGCAUCAGGCUCAUCAUCCAUGGCUUGAGCAUCAGGGUCAUCAUCCACGGCAGUGGCUUCAGGGUCAUCAUUCACGGCUGGGGUAUCAAGGUCAUCAUCCAUGGCUGGAGCAUCAGGGUCAUCAUCCACGGGUAGGGUAUCAAGGUCAUCCACGGCUGGAGCACCAGGGUCAUCAUCUAAGGCUGGAGCACCAGGGUCAUCAUCCAUGGCUGGAGCAUCAGGGGCAUCUUCCCCAGCUGGGGCAUCAGGGUCAUCAUCCACGGCUGGUUAUCAAGGUCAUCCACGGGUGGAGCAUCAGGGUCAUCAUCCACGGGUAGGGUAUCAAGUCAUCCAUGGCUGGAGCACCAGGGUCAUCAUCCACGGCUGGAGCAUCAGGGUCAUCAUCCACGGCUGGGGGCAUCUUCCUCAGCUGGGGCAUCAUCUGUGGCUGUUUUGCUCAAUCUGUAUCUGAGCCACAUAUCCUGAUUAUUAAUAAUUUGAGUUCCACUUUUACAGUUUUUGUUUCAUAAGUUAUUUGUUAGUAAUUGAAUGAAAUAACUAAACCAGAAUUUUCCCCUUUUUAUUAUUUUAUUUCUAUAUAGAAAUAAUUGUUUUAAGAAAACAUGUGCCUCUGUCUGUGUUUGUGAACAGGAGUAUUGGGUCUAAAGCCUUUCUCUGAUAGCUCUGCGGGAAGAUUGCCCACCUCACCCUUGCUUUCUGCGGGUUCCAGAAGCUUCCAUUUAAAGGAGCAUCCCUCCCCACUCUGCCUCCCCCAACACCAGCUCUCCUGCACCCACUGGCUUUCUCAACGCUUUCUUCCACCUUCACCUCAUUGAAUUCAAGACUCUGGAAAAUAGUCAAAAAUGAUAAAAAGGUGGGAGUCGGGGGGAUCUGGAAAUCCCUGCUAUAAUAUUUUUAAAGGAAUCUACUAGAAACUAUGUUUUAAAUAAAGCCAUCCCUUAGCA
Saimiri boliviensis boliviensis (Bolivian squirrel monkey) is the source of this 2525-nucleotide messenger RNA. Lineage: Eukaryota; Metazoa; Chordata; Mammalia; Primates; Cebidae. The record is from RefSeq and is a predicted model, not a curated record.